Molecule: messenger RNA, 5913 nt
Organism: Cydia strobilella
Lineage: Eukaryota; Metazoa; Arthropoda; Insecta; Lepidoptera; Tortricidae
Product: protein HID1
Exons: 17
Coding region: 138-2477 (779 amino acids)
Cellular component (GO): membrane; Golgi medial cisterna; Golgi trans cisterna
Source: RefSeq, a predicted model, not a curated record
AAACAUUUUGCUUUAUGACACGUCUUGCUCGCUGUCAUUUACCUGUCAGUUUAUGUCGAUUUGUUUUCCCAGAGUACGUACGUAUGAAAAUGGAUUUAAUGUGUCUAACUGUCUAAACAAUUAAUAGAAACAUAAAAAUGGGGAACGCUGACACAAAAUUGAACUUUCGGAAAGCUGUGGUCCAGCUGACAUCGAAAACCCAGCCUGUCGAUGCGUCGGAUGACAGUUUCUGGGACCAAUUCUGGUCCGAGAGCGUGACGAACGUGCAGGAUGUGUUCGCGCUGGUGCCGGGGGCGGAGAUCCGCGCGCUGCGCGAGGAGUCGCCCAAUAAUCUGGCAACGCUCGUGUACAAGGCUGUCGAGAAGCUCGUGAAGACCGUGGACAGCAGCUGCCGUACACAAAGGGAACAACAGAUCGCGUUAAACUGCGCGCGGCUGCUUACGCGGGUGCUCCCGUACAUGCUUGAGGAGCCCGAGUGGCAGAGCUUCUUCUGGUCUUCACUGCCGGCUGCGGAGAACGAGUAUGUGCCGCUGGCACAGUCUCUCAUCAAUGCUGUUUGUGACCUGCUGUUUUGCCCAGACUUCACGGUGGCGAGCACGCGUCGCUCCGGCCCGGAGCGCGCCGAGGAACUGUCUUCCCUCGACAGCUGCGAGUACAUCUGGGCCGGCGGAGUAGGCUUCGCCCGCGCGCCGCCGCGGUGCGCCGCGCACGAAGCGGCCCGGACUGAACUAUUACGGCUCCUACUGACGGCCUUUAGUGAGACCGUAUACAAACCGCCACACCAAACACACCAUAAUAAAUGGAUCGCGUACUUGUCAAGCCCCGACAACCGCCACGCCCUGCCACUCUUCACGUCCCUAUUAAACACAGUAUGCUCCUACGAUCCGGUGGGGUUAGGGCUGCCCUACAACCAUCUACUCUUCAGUGACACGCUGGAACCUCUGGUCGAGGUUGCUUUGCAAAUUUUAAUCGUUACCCUGGACCACGAUACCAGCAACGCUAUGAAUGAAGAUUCUGACGAGGCCCUCCCGGAUAACCUAUUCAUCAACUACCUCUCCCGCAUCCAUCGCGACGAGGACUUCGCCUUCGUGUUGCGCGGAGUCACCAGAUUGCUGAACAACCCGUUGGCACAAACAUACCUGCCUAAUUCGGCCAAGCGGGUAGCCUUACAUCAGGAGCUACUCGUUCUGUUCUGGAAGAUGUGCGACUAUAACAAGAAAUUUAUGUACUACGUGUUGAAGAGCAGCGACGUAUUGGAAGUGCUAGUGCCCAUCUUGUACCACCUCAACGACUCGCGCGCUGACCAGUCACGCGUCGGUCUCAUGCAUAUCGGCGUAUUCAUCCUCCUCCUCCUGUCCGGCGAGCGCAACUUCGGCGUCCGACUCAACAAGCCCUACACCGCCACCGUGCCCAUGGACGUGCCUGUCUUCACGGGCUCCCAUGCUGAUCUACUAGUACUCGUGUUCCACAAGAUAAUUACAACAGGGCAUCAGCGUCUGCAGCCGCUGUUUGAUUGUCUGCUUACUAUUCUUGUCAAUGUAUCGCCGUACCUGAAAACUCUCUCGAUGGUAUCGUCCAGCAAGCUGCUGCACCUGCUGGAAGCCUUCAGCACGCCGUGGUUCCUGUUCUCGGCGCCGCAGCAUCACCAUCUAGUGUUCUUCUUGCUGGAGAUGUUCAACAACAUCAUUCAGUACCAGUUCGACGGCAACUCAAACCUUGUGUACACCAUAAUCCGUAAGCGAGCGGUGUUCCACGCGCUCGCCAACCUGCCUCACGAGCACACCGCCAUCGCGCGCUCGCUGCAGGCCACACACGACAAACUGCCCAGAUCGACGAGUGCCGAGUCGGUAGCGGAGCUCGCCAUGGAGGGCUCGCGACCCGCGCAGCCCGCCGAGCCCGGCACGCUCAACGCGACGUUGCCAGACACGCCCGCAAUCGCAGCAAUGACAGAGCGCGAGUCAGCGCACCCCAGCGUCCAACAGCUAGAAAACACUCAAUCCCUGUUGGAAAGUCGUAGCGGCGGAGACGGGGAAGACUGCGAACCUGACGCCAUCACCGAUGGAGAAGAAACACAGCGGCCGAGGACACAUCGGGACAGCAUAAAGUCCACAAGCAGCAUCCGCAGCCCGACCACAGACGGGUGGCGAGCCAGCGCCGAGUGGGUCGCCAGCUGGCGGGGCAAGCUCCCGCUGCAGACCAUCAUGAGGCUGCUGCAGGUCCUGGUGCCGCAGGUGGAGAAGAUCUGCAUCGACAAGGGCCUGACGGACGAGUCGGAGAUCCUGCGCUUCCUGCAGCACGGCACGCUGGUGGGGCUGCUGCCCGUGCCGCACCCCAUCCUCAUCCGCAAGUACCAGGCCAACGCCGGCACCGCGGCCUGGUUCCGCACCUACAUGUGGGGCGUCAUAUACAUACGAAACGUGGAUCCGCCGAUAUGGUACGACACGGACGUGAAGCUAUUCGAGAUCCAGCGAGUUUGAGCGACGUGAAGUGGCAGCUGAGUAUUUUAUUGUAUAUCCUGCAAAUGCUAGCCAGUCAGUCGACGGAGAUAGCUUAUACAUUUAUAUAAACACAGGAAUACAUAAUAUAGGAAUUUCACUAGCUUUUACUUACUGCUGAAGGUUACUUUAUGAAGUCCCUUUAACGUGGUCUUUUGGAAAAUUCGUACAUUUGUUAUCUAUCUGCCAUCAGAGGGCGUAGAAAAGUUAGCCAUAAUCAAUCUUUAACGCCAAUUUAAAAGUUAAUAAUAUGCAUAUGGAAAUGACUUCGUUUACAUCAGAUUCUGACUUUUUAAUGGCGUUAACGAUUGUCACUUUUGACUACGCCCUCUGAUCUUGCAGUAAAAGAUAGACUGAAGCGCCAUCUGCAUUGAGAAUUCCAUUUGUAACUCAUUCCUAUCAAUCAUCAAAUUAAUUUGCGUUACUCAUAGUCGACUGUCUGACUUCACCAAAGAAAAAAAUACAAAAAAAGAAUCAUUAUUUGUCGUUGGACGUCUCAUUUUAUAUCUUUGAAGUGUAAUUUUUUCCUUUCAUUGAAGGUCAAAUCGCACAAUAACCCGAUACUAUACCGAGUUUUAAAACUAUAUCGAGCGAAGUUAUAUAAUUUAAGUCGCUUCCACCGAAAAUGUUAAUACUGGCAUACCCAGUCGGUCACUAAGUUCUGUUACUAGAUUUUCAACUGAUUAAAUAUAAAAAAAGUUUAGGCACAGUUUGAUAACUUACUUUGUAAUGAUCAAAACAUGAUAUAAUUAUACAAAAUUCAGAUGGAGAAUUUAUGGAAAUCCUUGGAAAGCUUCAGAUUGUCUGAAGACGUAAACACGCGGUCAAUUUAUGAAAAUUAUACUUUACAAGUGUGUCCAAUACAAUCUUGCAACUUUGCCAGAAGGUUCAAUUGCUUGUUUUAAUGAGGCCUCUAUAUUACCGUAAAUUUGGUGACCACCAUUAUUUUUACUAGUUUGUACCUAAGAUUUAAUAUUUUUUAGUUUCUCACGAAAACGUAUAGAAUUAUAGAUAGACAAUUGUGCAAAAGGUAGGCUUGGAAAACUGUAGACUAUGUAUUUAAUCAAAGAAACCCACGUAAACCAUAUGUUAAAUUAAAGAUGAAUAAUCAAGCUAUCAAAUUGUGCAAGGCUAUCACAUCCUUAACUAACUUCGUAAGGCCCACCAUACAAAGUUUCCCUAUUUUUAAUUUGAACCUUGUUGUAUAGAAGAUGAGAGUGACUCGUUUUUUUUUUAGAAAACAUUGAAACAAAAGAAAUGCUACUUAAUUCAGUUAGUGUAAGGUUCAAAUUAGAUUGAAACAGAGUGUAAUGUGUAAUGCACAUUGGGCCUUACGAGGUUAAUAUGAUUAGAAAUAAAUAGCAUUUAAAAACGACAUAACAUGUUUUUUUACGCCAUUUUUCCGAGGUAAGGUAUUCUGUAAAACCAGAACAACAAUGUUUAUUAGGUUGUAUUGUAAGCUUAUCACUUAUAAAUCUUUACGACUGUAUACAUGAAUAAUUAAAAAUCGCUACCUAUUUCCUUUUAUUCCGUGAAAACUGUUAACAGAAUUUAGUAACCAACUAGGUAGUAUUUGGCCUUUCAUGCGUCGUUUGAACAGGACAGCUUCUGUAACGUGAUCUGUAUGGAUAUUAUGGAUGAGCGGACGACCAUUCCUUACGAUAGCAAGUAUAGUGAUACUAAUUAUAGCGACGCAUUAUGCAAGAGGUCAACGAUUCUGUGAACCCGUUAAUUUUUACUAGUCCAAUUGGUAGAUCUAAUCGUUGGAACUCAUUUGAUCCGUACUAAACGCGACAGCCUAUGACGAUAUCGUUAUGUAUCUAGUACCCACAACCCAAGCAAGUAUAAUAAACGUUUUGUAGAAUCUGGUGGAUGGGCGUUUUCUAAAAUACCUGAAAACCUGAUUCUUUCAAAUCUGGACAUUCUUGGGCUCAUUCUACUCAGAAUCGACAGCAUUCUCUAUCGUGUCAUUAAAAAAAGAUGUCCCAAAAUGUCCAUUCCAUUACGUCACGUUUUAGUGGGAAAAAAAAAAACAUUUGUAUGUGACGUAGUGGAAUGUACAAUUUUCAUACAAAUUUUUGGGACAUUUUUUUUAAUCAUCAGGAUUGAAUAUAUGCUAGUGAUUCUGAGUUGAAAGAACCCAAAAACACCAGGAUCUGUGGGAAUCAGGUUUUCAAUAUUUAUUUUAGAAAACGCCCGGAUAAGUGUUAAAUUUGUUUUCUUCAUAUACCUACAAUUUGUUAACCUUUCAUAUGUUAUACAAACAGUAACACUCUUAACUGUCCAUCGGUGGACCUUAUGCCGUGUGUAAUAAGGUCACGAACGAACUGUCAGUUAACAGUGUGGGCGAUGGUACUGUAUAGAGCAGAAAAAGUCGUUUUACAAAAAAAUGCAGAAAGAUGACUAAAAAUUUGGUCAGGGUUCAUAUCAUAUCAUACAGACAAUAGUUUAAUAGUAUGUCGCAUUAGAAGCAAACCUGACCUGACCUUUUGCAACAAUGUGUCUAAGCAAGUGUAGUUACUUUAAUAUUUCUAAUAAUUCUUUGUACGCUCUGGCACUUGACCAUUUCCUUUUUCUUUAUCUGAAUGUUAAGCCUUACAAGAAUCCCCAUUACCCUUCAUCAGGGUCGGGUCUAGGGUAGAGCGAGUGGAGCGGCCGCUCUAGGCGCCGGAUGGCAAGGGGGCGCCAAAAUGGCAAAUGAGAAAAAAAGGGUAAAAAGCAUUAACGAAGGGCGCCAAAACCCCAUUUCGCUCUACCCUGAUCAAGGACUUGGGCCGGCACUGCCCUUCAUAAAUGAGGCUUAAGUUAGAUUUUAUUUUAUAUCAUAAUUUAGAAAAAAAUAUAUUUUUUUUUUACAUGACAGCUUAUGAAAACAAAACUUAUCCGUUAUUUAAAAAUAAUUCUAGCAAAUAAUUUUAAUUAUGUAAAUAAGUAAUUUAGUAAACAUUAUACUAUUAUUAAAUGAUCUUAUAAUUUCACCAAUUUGCAUUUCGACUUAAUCAGAUUGUUCUUAUGAUUUUAUGUAAUUUUUUUAAAGGGCUGACUAUUUAUUAUGUUUCUUAGCAAUUAUCUACACCUAGUCACUUGUGGUGUUUAUAUGUGAAUGCAACUGUGUUAUGUUAUGAUUAUUAUUAAUGGAUACAAAAUAUUUACGUCUUAUGGUUAACUAGCUUUUGCCCGCGACUUCGUCUGCGUGGAGUUAGUAACCCCAGCAAGAGUAAGAAUAGCGCCUGGAGAAAGUCUUAUAGCAAUUAUUCAAUUUGAGCAUAUUAUGCACACAAAUUAGCAGACACUUCAUUAAUUAUCUCAAUUCCACCCCGCUUUUUACUUUCUUAAGGGAUGAUUUUCGGGUUAAAAACUAUCCUAUGUCCUUCUCAGGGACUCAACCUAUCUCUAUGCCAAAUUUCAUCUAAAUCGA